Molecule: messenger RNA, 396 nt
Organism: Beauveria bassiana ARSEF 2860
Lineage: Eukaryota; Fungi; Ascomycota; Sordariomycetes; Hypocreales; Cordycipitaceae
Product: WD-40 repeat-containing protein
Exons: 3
Coding region: 1-396 (131 amino acids)
Source: RefSeq, a predicted model, not a curated record
AUGGACGCCGCACCUGUAUUGAAAUCAACACACUCCCGUACACUGGAUUUACCUCCUAGCUGCCUACAAUUUUGUCGCAAAUAUCCUAGCUAUUUUGUGAUUGGGACCUACAAUUUACAACGCGAGGAGGGCGGCGCUCCGGAGAUGGUCGAGACUGAGCCCGGCGUCGAAAAGAAGUCGCAAAAUCGCAACGGCAGCUUGCUGGUGUUCGAUAUUGGCGAGGAAUCGACUCCGAAAUUAUCCUUGAUCCAGACAAUUUCGCAGCCUUCUGCUUUACUCGACAUUCGGUUCAACAAUGAAAUUGAGCAGAGUCAAGACAUCCUGGCCGCGAUCUCAAGUGUGAUGAUCUUGGGGAGGAUGUUCUCUACCUCCAAUGCAAAUGGCAUCCAGUACUAG